AGAAGACGAGAAAGUAAUUAGUUCGAUGCAGUAGAAAUGGGAACUCCAGUAGAUGUCGUGGUAGGUUCCCAGGUUUGGGUCGAGGAUCCGCAGUUUUCUUACAUCGAUGGAAGAGUAUCAAGUAUUGAUGGACAGGAUGUUGAGAUCCAAACGUCCGAUGGACGGAAGGUUGUAUCAAAUCUAUCAAAGGUUUAUCUCAAAGAUGAUGAUACUCCUGAAACUGGUUUCGAUGACAUGACCAAGCUCUCGUAUUUUCAUGAACCCGAGAUUUUGCAUAACUUGUCAAGAAGAUAUCACCUAAAAAGUUUUUAUACCUAUACUGGAAGUAUACUAAUUGCAAUCAAUCCAUUCCAAAAACUGCCUGAUCUGUAUGAUGUCAGUACAAUGGAACAAUACAAAGGAGCAUCUCGCGGGGAACUCAGCCCUCAUGUCUUUGCAAUUGCUGACAUUGCUUACAGGGCAAUGAUCAAUGAAGGCAAAAGUAACUCUAUCUUAGUAAGCGGUGAAAGUGGUGCGGGUAAAACCGAAACUACCAAAAUGCUCAUGCAAUACCUUGCGUAUCUUGGAGGCCGAAAAGGCACUGAAGGGAGAAAUGUAGAACAACAAGUUUUGGAGUCAAAUCCAGUUCUUGAAGCAUUUGGCAAUGCGAAAACUGUUAGAAAUAAUAAUUCCAGCCGCUUUGGGAAAUUUAUUGAGCUUCAAUUUGACAACUAUGGGAGAAUAUCUGGAGCAGCCAUUAGAACUUAUCUCCUAGAGAGAUCUCGUGUUUGCCAAGUAUCAGAUCCUGAGCGAAAUUAUCAUUGUUUUUAUCUUCUUUGUGAAGCACCAGAAGAGGAUAUCAAAAGAUACAAGUUAGGGAGUCCGAAAUCAUUUCGUUACCUGAAUCAAUCAAAUUGCUAUGAACUAGUUGGUGUUAGUGAUGUUCAUGAUUAUCUUGCAACAAGAAGAGCAAUGGAUAUUGUUGGUAUUAGUGCAAAAGAACAAGAAGCAAUAUUUAGAGUUGUGGCAGCGAUUCUGCAUCUUGGAAACAUUGAAUUUACCAGCAAUAGUGAAAGUGACUCAUCAGUUAUUAAGGAUGAGAAAUCAAAGUUCCAUCUUCAAACAACAUCAGAGCUACUUAUGUGUGACAUUAAUGUACUUGAAGAUGUUCUACUAACGCGAUCUUUGGUCAUCCCUGAAGAUGUUAUCAAGAAGCGUCUUGAUCCUAAUAAUGCAGCAGCCAGUAGGGAUGCUUUAGCAAAGACUAUAUAUUCUCGCUUAUUUGACUGGUUGGUGGACAAAAUUAAUAACUCUAUUGGACAAGAUCCAAAAUCAAAGUCACUAAUUGGCAUUCUUGACAUUUAUGGGUUUGAAAGUUUUAAGAGUAAUAGUUUUGAGCAAUUCUGCAUUAAUUAUACAAACGAGAAGCUGCAACAACAUUUUAACCAGCAUGUGUUCAAGUUGGAGCAGGAGGAAUACACAAAUGAAGGGAUUGAUUGGAGCUAUAUCAAAUUUGUUGAUAACCGAGAUGUUCUAGAUCUUAUCGAAAAGAAACCUGGAGGGAUCAUUGCUCUUCUUGAUGAAGCAUGUAUGUUUCCCAAGUCAACUCAUGAAACUUUUUCACAAAAGCUUUAUCAGACUUUCAGUGGGCACAAACACUUCAUCAAACCAAAACUAGCUCGUAGUGAAUUUGCAAUUGCUCAUUAUGCAGGAGAGGUUCUAUACCAGUCUGAUCAAUUCUUGGAUAAGAACAGAGACUAUAUUGUUCCUGAGCAUCAAGGUUUGCUAAGUUCUUCUAAGUGCCCAUUUGUGGCAGGACUCUUGCCCCCUCUUUGUGAGGAGACAAGUAAACUUUCCAAGUUUUCAUCUAUUGGUUCUCGUUUCAAGCUACAACUCCAACAAUUGAUGGACGUUCUUAAUUCGACUGAACCUCAUUAUAUCAGAUGUAUGAAGCCAAAUAAUCUCCUAAAACCUUCCGCUUUUGAGAAUGCCACCAUCUUGCAUCAACUUCGUUGCAGUGGAGUUAUAGAAGCAGUUAAAAUCAGUUGUGCAGGCUACCCUAUGCGUAAAACAUUCUUUGAUUUUCUUAAGCGGUUUGGUAUUCUUGCUCCAGAAGUAUUGGUUGGGACUUAUGAAGAAAAAGAGGCUUGCGAAAAGAUUUUGGAUAACAUGGGGCUUCCUUGUUCUCAGAUUGGUAAGACGAAAGUCUUUCUUAGAGCAGGUGAUAUGGCGCAACUGGAGGCAAUGAGGGCUCAAAAACUCAGCCGUGCAGCUAUGAGAAUUCAAAGGAAUAUUAAAAGCCGUAUUGAUCGGAGAUACUUUCUGGAUUUGCAAAAGGCUGCAAUUUGUAUACAGUCUUCUUGCCGAGCCAGGCUUGCUUGUGAAUUGUGUGCAACCAUGAGAAAGGAGGCAUCUUCUCUCAAAAUCCAGAGAAAUUUUCGUGGACAUUUUGCGAGGAAGUCCUAUGUGAAGCUUAAGUCUGCUGUCAUUAUUCUUCAGAAAAGAACACGGACAUUAGCUGCAUUCAAGAAUUUCAGAUACAAAUAUCAAAAUAAGUUUGCAAUUACUAUACAAGCCCAUUGGCGUGGUUAUAGAGCCUUCUUAUACUAUAGGAGACUAAUAAGGGCAUCAAUUGUAAUGCAGUGCUACUGGAGAGGAAGGGUUGCAAGGAAAGAGCUUCAAAAGUUGAUGGUUGCAAGAGACACAGGUGUGGUUGACAAAGAAAAGGAUGGGCUUGAACACCAGAUGAGUUUGGAAGAUGCAAAGAAGCAGGAUUCAUCAGUCCCUUUUGUAGAUACAGAAAAGAUCAAUGCUUUAACCGCAGAAGUGGAAAGAUUAAAGAUUCUAUUGCAAUAUGAAAAGCAACGUGCAGAUGAAUGUGAAAGGAAAUGUGCAAAAGCUCUAGAAUCAAGUGAAGAGAAGCGUGUGAAGUUGGAAGAAUCGGAAAGAAGAGUUCACCGACUUCAGGAAUCACUGAACAUGAUGUUAUGCAGCAUAUCAGAUCAAUUCUCAGAGCUAAAAUUGAUAUUAAGUGCCUCAUCCAGCUCAAGUUCAACUUCCGGAUUCAUUUCUAGUGGCCAUCAUGGUGAUGCUACAACUUCCUCUAACACUGAUGCCACAACACCCACAUUUCCAGAUCUUGCUUCAACGUCAGCACCCCCAUCUUCCCCUGAUCCCGCCACUUUCCAGCUUAUAGUUCAAGAUCUUUCAGCAGCAGAAAUAGCAGGAUAUGAAAACUGUGAAAGUGACCGGGAAGGGGCAUUCGAUGACUUCUUCUAAGGGAAAGUUACCUUUGAACAUUUUUGCAUAUGGUCUUGUUAACAAUCGUGUAUUCUCAACCAGAACUAGGCUGUUGUUGUUAUCUGCAUGGAGAGUUCAUCAUGCCAUGUACAAAUAUUCUUUCAACGGAAUCUCUUGUACAGCAUACUUGUUAGGGAACUCAUAACCAUCGACCCUCCUCUGCUUGCCUUUGAAUGGGAUAUCCGUUAAGGGUGAAUGGGGUUCCCCCCUCCCACUUCAGUUCCAGUGGAAGGGCACAUAAAGCUUCUCCAAGAUGAAGGCCCAUUGCAUUCUGCAUUGAGGAGGAAGACCUGUUUCUGUUUUCAUUACCUGCAAAGACCUCAGUAAAUUGCGGGGACCAGAAGUUAAUGGGACCCAUAUUAUUGACUAGAUAAUUCAAUAACGGGCAAAUCUUCAAUGAAGUGCAUUGACUUUGCUGUUGCUGCAGCAUACUUGUCAGCUACAAUAUUUUUAGAGAACUUUAAUGCAACAUUAUCUUUGCUUGAGUUUCCAAGGAACAAUUAAGGAAACAACCUUUGCAUCCUUCAGCUUGAAGUAAUACCCAUUGCUUGAAGGUUGCUUGGACCAUUCGGCAACUCAUCCGGCUGUCAAACAUGAUCUGACAGCUUGCUUGGAAACUACCUGAAGUGAUCCAUGGUUAAUUUAAUGAAAUAUUUCUUCAUUGCUCGGAGCAUUGAGCAUAAUCUUUUUUGUGGAUGCAUUUGAUCAUCUACGAGAUGUCCGAGAAGACGGAAGAUGAUUGAGCACAACUUUGUGUUGCUAGAUGGUGAUGUAGAAGUUAUCAUUAAUAGCAUUCUGGCUUCCAGGCCCACUGACUGAUCAGACACAUUGAGCCGGGAAGAAGAAUAAAGGGAUUUUAAAUAACAGCAGUUUGAAGUCAACUGCGAUGGGCUACCCUAAGCUAAAACAUUUUCUUGGGUUCCUUAAAAUGGUUUGUUCUUCUUGCUCCAGAAGUGAGGCAGUUUUGUUUUUUAAAGCACAGAAAGAACUUGCAAAAAAUGGGGCCUGGCUGCUCUUUCGGUAUGAGAGAAAAGGCCUGCACAAAGCAUUACAACCAAAAGCGUCUUCUUAGCGAGGUCAAGUAAACAAAUUUGGCUCCGAGAAGUGUGUGAAGGGCUCUUAUGUCAAAUUGGCAUAACAAAUGUGCAAUUCUUCU
This is a messenger RNA of Cuscuta campestris, 4435 nucleotides long. The record is from the annotation of a GenBank genome assembly. Lineage: Eukaryota; Viridiplantae; Streptophyta; Magnoliopsida; Solanales; Convolvulaceae.